ACAGUAUAUUUAGCUAAAUAAUUUUCCAUGAAAAUACUUCAUGUUUGUAAGCAACGCGUUACUGUACCUUUAUGUAACAAAAGCAGAGUUCAGCAGAGAAAGACAAAAGUGAUGUGAAUUGACAAUAUUUUAAUGGGAGAGACAAAAGACUGUAAGUGAUCAAUGGACGCGGCAGCCAAUUGAUGCCCGGGGGCCUGCUUUGAUGUGGGUAUCCUCAGAGGGACGCCGGGGACAAUGCCCUCUUUGAGGGACACGAAUGGCAGACACUUCCCUCUCCCUCGAACACUCAGCGUCCCGAAUCUGGCUCGCUUUGAAUCUCACUGGGAUUUUUUACUUUAGACUCCCUUUUGGCUGCACAUUCCCCCCGUGUCACAUCAGCGCAUAUCCUUUUCGACAAAACUUUCUCCCUCUUUCUCUCACACUAAUUAAUUCAAACAACUCCCUGUUCCCUUCCGCCCAGCCAAUCCGUCGGCUCACCCUUUCUACCCCCUGCUCCCCCUCUUUCCUGAUCUGCGUCUCUGCAUCUCCCUCCCUCUGUCUCCUUUCAUAAAACCAAACCUCUUUGUGAUGGUCAGCCUUGGCAAGUUGCGCCCGAUUUGCUGUCAUAGUCUUAAUGAAUUCAUCUGUUUGUGCAUUGGCCAUGAGAGCAUCUCUCCCUCCCUUUCCUAUUCUCCCACCCCUCCUUCCCUCUCUCUGGUCUUCCCUCUGGGACUCUAUAUAUAUUCCAGGGACCACUUCAGGGGCCUAUUGUUCCUCAGAGUAACCUUACAGACAGAUGCCCUGCAUCACAGUGUGGGAGAGAGCCCAGAAAGUCAGGAGGAGGGAGACAGAGCCCCCAGACAAUAAGGACGAGGAAACUCUGCAGACCGGCCCGAUCUCCAUCACAUCUGCAUCCUCUUCAUUCAUUCUGCGACAAUCCCAUUUGUCCACCUGCUGUCAAAGUGGAGCGGGGGUCUGAUGGUGUAACACGAUGCUGCCACUCUUCAUCUCACUGCUGCUAAUGGGGCUGGAGUGUUUGCAGGGAGCCCCAGCAGGUAGAGAAGGCUACAGGAUCUCCCAGAGCGCUCUCAAAGCGCUGUCUGAACGGGGCACCGUUGUCCUGGAAGCUGCCAUGACGAGCGCCCUGUCUGCUCUGGAUCAUGCUUUGGCAGAAAGAAGCCAGACUGAGGCAGGAUGCCGAGGCUGCGCUCCCUGUCUGUUUCAGAACUGUGCACAGCUGUCAGGAUCCUGCUCAUCCCCGUCUAGUGCCUCGUCGGAGCCCAGCUGUGACGUGAUCAGCAAGGCUCAGAAGCUUCAAGGUGAGGCCGAGCGGAGCUGGGCUCUGAGUCAGGCCUGUGGGUACUACCAGCAUCGCUGUCUGCCAGGUGAGCUCAACACUGAGAGCUGCAUCAGGAUCAUGGGGGAGAGCUGCAGUGCCCGGGUCCUCCAGUGCAGCCUGCUUCACACAAUGCAGAACCUUGAACCUGACAUGCAGUCGCAUGCACAAGCAGUGUGCGGUCAGAGGUCAUCCAGAGUGCAGAACAACACACAGCCACGCUCAAGGAUAGUGGGUGGCUCCCCUGCACCUCUGGGCAGCUGGCCCUGGCUGGUCAACCUGCAGCUAAAUGGUGAGCUAAUGUGUGGAGGGGUCUUGGUGGACAGCUCCUGGGUAGUGACUGCAGCACAUUGUUUUGCUGGCAGCCGCAGCGAGAGCUACUGGACAGCUGCGGUAGGAGAGUUUGACAUUACCAAGAAAGACCCGGAUGAGCAGGUUCUCAAAGUGAACCGCGUCAUCCAGCACCCUAAGUUCAAUCCAAAGACUUUCAACAAUGACAUAGCCCUGGUGGAGCUGACAUCACCGGCGGUCCUGUCUGAACAUGUGACACCGGUAUGUCUUCCUUCGGGUGUGGACCCCCCAACAGGCAGUCCGUGUCUUGUGGCAGGCUGGGGGUCUCUCUAUGAAGAUGGGCCUUCUGCUGAUGUGGUGAUGGAGGCCAAGGUCCCCCUGCUUCCUCAGAACACCUGUAAGACCGCUCUCGGCAAAGAUCUGGUCACCAACACUAUGCUUUGUGCCGGCUAUCUCUCUGGAGGCAUAGACUCCUGUCAGGGGGACUCUGGAGGGCCCCUAAUCUACCAAGACCGAAUUUCAGGUCGCUUCCAGCUCUUUGGUGUCACCUCCUGGGGGGACGGCUGUGGAGAGAAAGGAAAACCUGGAGUUUACACACGUGUGUCUGCUUUCUCUGACUGGGUUCAGGCCGAGAUACAGAAGUCACUAGGGAGCAGGGAACCGACAUGCCCAGAGCUCCUGAAAACAACAGAAAUGACAGAGGAGGAGCAGAGGUCUGAGUUUAACUCUCUCUGUCAUUUCUACACCCUGACCUGUCCUCCCAGUCAGUCUGCUGGUGCCUGCAGUCGAAUGGCUGAGGACAAAUGCCUCACCCGCUUCAAGAAGUGCCAGUUGCGUUCAUUCCUGCAAACCAUGUUGGACUUACUCCAGAGGGCUGAAGACUACAUCAGGGACAAAAUGGACCUGACUUUCUUUACUCAGACUCUCCCUCAGCUUGUGGAGCACAUCUACAGUGCAGCUUUUACCCACAACAGAGAAAGGAGGGACCUCGGCUUGAACCAUGGCCUCAGUCAGAUUAAAGAACAGCUAGGGGGAGCUAUGAUACCAGCAGCACAGGAUCCGCCUCACGCUCCACCAUCUUUAUUUAGACAUGUGGGUCCUUCAGUGGAUGAGUGGGAGGAAUACCUGAGAAACAUGGCUGAUGACAUGGACAAACAGCACCAGACUAGAAUGACAGAUACUUCCUCCACACCAAAAAGUGACGAAGAAAAUAUUUUUCAACAGACACAGGAUUCUUGGGUGCAACAAUUGGCUGGACAAUUUCAGUCUCUUAUUUCUGGCCUUCACUUGAGACUGGGCUCCAGAGCAGCUCCACCUCUUCUGCAUUUGGACUCAGUCUAUCCUUAUGAAGACUCUCCUCACAGUCUUUCUUCAACCAUAGCAUUGGGCCACACUGCUCCAUCAUCCUCACCCCAAAAAUCCAGGGAGCCUUGGUCACUUCUGUCAGUGUUGAUGGAUGAACUUAGAGGAACAAGAGCAAAAGAUGAGACUGUGGAUGAUGGCGCUUCACAAAGUGAAGCUUCCUUCAGAGGAGCAGUUUCUCCUGAGUGGAGCGCCACAUCAGAGGAUUUCACAUUUGAUGACAUCGGGGAUGGAGGAGAAUUAAAACCUUCGGCAGCACCACUUCUGGACGUGUUGACAUCUGCCGUCAAGAAAGUGGAGCUUGCUCACACAGAAACCUCUGACCUCAAACGUGAUGGAACAUCAUUGGGUCUUCAAAGAAGACCCAGAAGUGUUCUUCAGAAGAGGCAGAUCCCUGCUACCAGUGAGAAAAUUUGUCCUGGAUUGAGAGAGUCUUCACGACAAGUUAGCCAAAUCCAAGAGACAUACAACUGGAUCCUAAACAUACCAAACAACAAUCUGCAGAUGAGCUUCCAAGAGGUUUUAGUCGAUUUGACCUCCAAAAAUGAUCGAGGACUUUACCAGGCACGGAUCAGAGCUGUUGUGGCAGGACGACCCUUGACCUUCUACAGUCUUGUGGGUCUUGAGAAUGAAUCGUUUUACCGCAGCGUGCCGAGGAUCAUCGCCGUGGCUCUAGACACUCUGAAGACUUAACCUUGAUUACCAGGAGAGAACUGAAAAAAUAAGAGCGGUCAUCAGCAGAAGAUGCUCAUCCAGCGCACACCUGCGAAUAUUCCUACUGUCUUCAGCAAAAGCCAUUAUUUUGACUUGCAGAGCCUGACUUUGACUCUCCAUGCAAACAUGAAUGUACCUGUUUCAUUGGUGACAACAUCCAGUUCUACUUUGCAACAUUUAUUGCCUUUUUGAUAAAGAUGUGCAAAACCCUUAAACUAAAUUAAGUUUUAUUACUACAACAAAAUUUCAAACAAAUGUAUUCAAUUCAGUACUUAAUCUCAGUUCUUUUAAAGUAAGGGGACGGUGAUCUUUAACAGCACAGGUUUUCUUUAAAGUUCAGUUAUCAGGAUCAUUAUUUGCCACAGAAAAUGACUGAUUGUCUGUUUGUUGAUUUGACCACAUGUUUUCAAACAAAAUUGUGUUAACCAAUUACAAAAAAUUUCCAGUUCAUUGGUGCGGCGCUUCAAAUCUUUUAUUAUAUCGAUUGGGUAUUUCAAAGAGUGAUGCCAUUUAACGAGUUUCCAAAAGAUCUUCAGAAACGAAAAAGGCCCAAGUGAAACAUAGCAUUGUCACCCAAAUCUCCAUCAAGUGCUUGUGUGAUUAGUGAUUUUCUUUAAAACUAUAGUUCCUAAAGCCUACCUAAAUCAAGGGCUGAAUUUCUUUACAACUUUCAAAGUGAAACUGUUACACUUUGCAAUAAGAGAGGCAUUUAGCUGAGGGUUUUUCACACAUCAUUAUCAGGGGUGUGAAUAAAUGUUGCCAGUAUUUGUGGUUGGAGAUGUAGCAAUGAUUAAGUUAUAAAUUUGUAUAAAAAAAUAACUUAUUCCUAAUGUAUUUUACAAAGGUUGAGCCUCUUGUGAAGCACACAGAUUGUA
Molecule: messenger RNA, 4557 nt
Organism: Xiphophorus couchianus (Monterrey platyfish)
Lineage: Eukaryota; Metazoa; Chordata; Actinopteri; Cyprinodontiformes; Poeciliidae
Gene: prss56
Product: serine protease 56
Exons: 14
Coding region: 971-3661 (896 amino acids)
Biological process (GO): proteolysis
Molecular function (GO): serine-type endopeptidase activity
Source: RefSeq, a predicted model, not a curated record